Capsella rubella is the source of this 1992-nucleotide messenger RNA. RefSeq names its product sulfoquinovosyl transferase SQD2. Gene Ontology annotation, cellular component: chloroplast envelope. Gene Ontology annotation, molecular function: UDP-sulfoquinovose:DAG sulfoquinovosyltransferase activity. The record is from RefSeq and is a predicted model, not a curated record. Gene Ontology annotation, biological process: glycolipid biosynthetic process; sulfolipid biosynthetic process. Bases 198 to 1742 code for a protein of 514 amino acids. The transcript has 12 exons. NCBI's taxonomy places the organism in Eukaryota, Viridiplantae, Streptophyta, Magnoliopsida, Brassicales, Brassicaceae.
GAGGAUAUUCCCAUUUCUUUAAAAUUUUCUUCUUCUUCAGAUUCCUUCUUCGAUCCUCCCGUCCCAUAAAAUUAAAAGUAUUUUUUUUUCUCUCUGCUCUGACGUUUGCUGUGUUUAAUCGACUUAUAACAGAGACACCCCAAAUCCUCAGAAUUUUUUUUUAUUAAUUUAUAAAAAACAAAACAAAAAAAAGAGCCAUGACCUGUUCUUCCCUCUCUAUAAAUCUUUCUCUAUGUCCUCCUCCUUCUUUGCUUCCUAGCGCGACCAUCAUCAACACUUGUUCUUUUUCUGCUACCACUUUUCCUUCAAGGUGCUCUUUUGUUUCCUUUGGGUGUCACCGGAGGAUACCCAUUAGCUUCGUUCGCAAGAAACCUAACUUCUUCUGUGGAGAUAUUACAAGGGAAGCUGUUUCCACUUCUGCUUCUGGGUCUAACGAUAUGACUCUUACUCAAGCUCGGGAAGAUGACGAAUCGGAGAUUGAAGCUCCCCUCCUCGAUCCUGAGUCUCUCUCCAAGCCCAGGAGAAUUGCUCUCUUCGUUGAGCCUUCCCCGUUUGCCUAUGUCUCCGGAUACAAAAACAGAUUCCAGAAUUUCAUUAGGUAUCUGCGUGAAAUGGGAGACGAGGUUAUAGUCGUUACCACACAUGAAGGUGUUCCUGAUGAGUUUUACGGAGCCAAAGUCAUUGGAUCAAGAAGCUUCCCUUGUCCUUAUUACCAAAAGGUUCCCCUUUCACUUGCGCUUAGUCCAAGAAUCAUCUCUGAAAUUGCACGGUUUAAGCCUGACAUUAUACACGCUUCAUCUCCCGGGAUAAUGGUUUUUGGUGCUCUGGCAAUAGCAAAAAUGCUAUCUGUACCUAUAGUAAUGUCUUACCACACACACGUCCCUGUAUACAUCCCAAGAUACACUUUUAGUUGGUUGGUAAAACCCAUGUGGUCUAUAAUAAGAUUCCUUCACAGAGCGGCUGAUCUUACAUUAGUUCCUUCCGCUGCCAUUGGAAAAGAUCUUAUAGCAGCUGGUGCAACUGCAGCUAAUCAACUUCGACUUUGGAACAAGGGUGUUGAUUCAGAAAGCUUCAAUCCCCGUUUCCGUUCUCAAGAAAUGCGUAUAAGACUGAGUAAUGGCGAACCAGAAAAGCCACUAGUGAUCCAUGUAGGCCGUAUUGGCGUAGAAAAGAGUUUGGAGCUUCUAAAAAGUGUAAUGGACAAAUUACCUGAAGCUCGGAUUGCUUUCAUUGGAGAUGGACCAUACAAAGAGGAUCUUGAGAAGUUGUUUACCGGAAUGCCAGCGGUUUUCACUGGAAUGUUACAAGGCGAUGAACUCUCCCAAGCUUACGCAAGCGGAGAUGUGUUUGUGAUGCCAUCAGAGUCAGAGACCCUUGGUCUUGUGGUUCUUGAGGCAAUGGCGUCAGGACUUCCUGUUGUUGCGGCCCGUGCCGGUGGAAUCCCUGAUAUAAUCCCUGAAGACCAGGAGGGAAAAACCGGGUUUCUGUUCAACCCUGGAGAUGUGGAAGACUGCGUGACAAAGCUGAGAACUUUAUUGCACGACAGUGAAAUAAGAGAAGUCAUUGGAAAAGCGGCAAGAGAAGAGACUGAGAAAUAUGACUGGAGAGCAGCAACGACGAAGAUACGCAAUGAACAGUACAGUGCAGCGAUUUGGUUCUGGAGGAAAAAGAAAGUUCAGGUUUUGGGACCAAUCAAUUGGUUGAUUAAACGGCUGUUCCCAGUGCCGGAAGUUAACGUGUAGGAUAUAUAUAAUAUAAGCAAUGAAGAUGUGAUCGUUUAUGGUUUCUUUUGCUGAAAAUCGUCUGUUUCGUGGGUGUUCUAUCUUACACACUUUGGAUUUGCUUAUAUGUAUAAGUUAAUGGAAAGGUUGACGUUGUAAAUUGUAAGAUAUGUGUCUAUAUAUGUCUAGUAGUGGGUUUAAAACCUGGUUUGGACUUUGGCCUUUAGUGAUUAAUGAUUUACUGUUUGUAUUUAAUAAAUGAUAUACCUUA